Monopterus albus (swamp eel) is the source of this 9466-nucleotide messenger RNA. Its product is annotated as chondroitin sulfate proteoglycan 4-like. The transcript has 20 exons. Lineage: Eukaryota; Metazoa; Chordata; Actinopteri; Synbranchiformes; Synbranchidae. Gene Ontology annotation, biological process: anatomical structure morphogenesis. The coding region runs from base 80 to 7264 and encodes 2394 amino acids. The record is from RefSeq and is a predicted model, not a curated record.
UUCAAAAAAGGGAAUCAAUCAUCUUAGCGACCUGGCGUGGCAUUCCAUUGAGCUGACCCACAAUCACCAUAAUGUCACCAUGACUGUGGACCGAAACUCUCACACCAGCCUCCACAUGCCAGGACCUGAUGUGGAGCUCAGUACUGAGGAUGGAUUUUUUAUUGGUGGGGUUAGUGGGCUGAACCACCCCUACCUUCCCAACAUUUUCACCAAUUUUAGAGGUUGUGUAGAUGAAGUUGUGUUCAAUGGACAUAACCUGUUGUCCAGCCUAAGGCCGUAUUCUGGUUACAGGACUGUUCAUGAAGUAUCCUUAGGUUGUAGUCUGCAGUUUUCUGCAAAAGAAGGAGAACCUAUCAGUUUUCUUAGCUCCAAAGCCUUCAUUGCACUCCCGCCAUGGGAGGUACCACAGGAAGGGAUGUUUGAGUGUGAAUUGUACCCCUCUGCAAAAGAAGAAGAUGGUAUUGUGCUAUACAGCUCCAGCAACCAGAGUGGGUUUGUUGCAAUAGAGCUCAGAGAAGGUCACCUGGUGGCAAUGGUGGGAAAUGGAGAGGGGAUUAAAACUGAGCUGCGGUCACUAACACAUGUCCAGAGCAAACCGACAUGGCUCCCCAUCCAGCUGCAUUUGCUGCCUCACUUUGUCCAGCUGAAAGUAGGCAAAGAGUUAAUCAAGGCCAACCGUAGUCUGGAACUCCAGGUCAUCCAGCUCAAAGGGUCCCUCUUCCUGGGAGGGCUGGACCAACAUGCAUGGGAGGGAGCAAGGCGAGCUGGGUUGCUUUCUACCUCAUCUGCAGGAGCAGCCUCAUUUAAAGGCUGCCUCAGGGCAGUUAAGGUGAACACUCAAAAGUUGGGUUUACCUCAUGCCAUUGUCACCAAGGAUAUCACUGUGGGCUGUAAUACAGGAGGAGCUCCAGACACUGUGACCACCACCAGCCCAACAGAUAGUACUGAAUUUGAUGUUACAACCACACAACCAGUUAGCAAUGAUAAGAAGAACUUUUUGUUGCUGAGAAAGCUAGAGGUAUCAGAGGGAGGUCGGGCACCGCUGGAGCCUAAACACAUUAAGGUGAAUAUGGAUUUCCGGAAACUGGGCAUCCAUCCAUCACAGUUGAUGUUCUGUGUUGAGGAGCAACCUGUCCAUGGCCAGCUUCGGCUGGACCACAGAACAGACCCUGGCAGGAUGCUGGAUGAGGGGCAGGAGGGUAUUCUCAAAACAGGAGCUGAGGAAAAGGAUAGGGCUUUCAGUAUGCUUGACCUGUGGCACGGCCGGGUGAUGUAUAUUCAUGGGGGGUCAGAGGACCAGAAUGACUCCUUCAUGUUUUCAGUCUUCUCCAGCAAAAAGAAGGAGCUACCAAUGCUUCUAAGGGGCAAGCACCUGCACCGGUUUAAUAUCAGCAUUAGUCCUGUUAAUGAUGCACCUGUGCUCAGCCUUCCUGAGGGAAAUCUUUUCACUCUUGUGAAGAACUCCAAACAAAAGCUGACAACAGAUGUGCUGAGAGUGUCAGACCCUGACAGUAGUCCUGCAGAACUGGUGUUCAGCUCCCUUGGAAACCUCAACACUGAAGCUGGACACCUUGAGCACCAGGAUUACCCUGGCAGGGCCAUUAACCUGUUUUCCUUGAACGAUUUGGAAGCUGGUAAAAUCAGCUUUGUCCACACUGGGGUCUCCACCUCCAGGCUGGCACUGAGGGUUAGCGAUGGCCAAAAGUUGAGCAAUACAGUCGUUCUGAGGAUUAUGGCAGUGGCACUCCAACACAAACUGGCAAAUUAUACUGGACUGGAGGUGAACCAGGGCGAGGCUUCUGUGAUCACCACCAGUUACCUUGCAGUACAAGUUAAUGUGGGUGAUCAAGCAGUGGAAAUCCGCUAUGAUGUUACAGAGUUGCCAAAAUAUGGUGAGCUCCAGAGGCUGCAUUCAAGUGGUGAAUGGAAACCGACAACUUUCUUCUCACAGAAACUUCUAGCAAAAGAACGGAUCCGAUACCUCAGUACUUACCAUGGUCUUCAGACUCAGAACAACAUCACUGAUCAAUUCAAAUGUAAAAUCAGCAUUGGUUCCCUGGCAACCGAGGAAGUUGUUUUCCCCAUCUUUGUACGUUGGCUCCGCUUUAAGGUCACACGCAGUAAGAUGGAAGUCAACGGUGUUCAGAUGGCUGCUGUCACUUCAGAGGACCUCUAUGUGAUUUCUAAGGGUGUCAAACUUAAUGAGAGUGUUCUUUACUUCAGGCUCCUAACAGUGCCAAAGAAGGGUCAGCUAUUCCUCAACAACAAAGUUCUACAAAGGAACGCAACAUUUAGCCAGAAAAAUAUCACAGAUGGUUUGGUCAAGUACGAGCUGCUCAACAGGCUACAUGAUGAUACAAAAGACACGUUCAGCUUUCAAGUGUUUUCGACACAUGCCAGCUCAAUAAGUUACAACUUCAGAAUCAUAAUCAAAACUGAGUCAACAGCCAUCACUAUUGUAAGCAAAGGCCUUUCAAUUCUAGAAGGAGGGAGUAAGGUCAUCACCAAAGAUAUCCUGUUUGCUCACACAGAAAGUAACCAGGAGGUCCAGUAUAGCAUUAUGGUGAGACCCAUGCAUGGGCAGAUAAGAAAGAUCAAUCUCUCCAACUCAACUUCCAUUAAUGACAACAUUGUCACCUUCACAAAUCAGGAUAUUGUGAAAGAGAGGAUCAUGUAUGUUCACGAUGACAGCGAGACCAAGCAGGAUUCUUUUACAUUUCAAGCCAUGGUUUACAAACCACAUAAACGCUCCAACAAGAAGGAGGACAGAAACACCACUGAGCACACCUUUAAUAUCUCUGUGCAGCUCGUCAAUGACCAGAGACCUAUCAGAGUUGUUGAUAAAGUUUUCCAUGUGGCCCGUGAUGGUCAGAGGUUGGUGACUUUGAAUGACCUUCGUUACCGGGAUGAUGACUCGGACUUUGAGGACAACUGGUUGGUGUAUACACGGAGGGGGAUUCCCAUGGGAGAGCUGGUGCUGGCCAGUGAUCCUAGUCACAAGCUGUAUGAGUUCACACAACAAGACCUUGAGCAGGAAAAGGUGCUGUUUGUCCACAGAGGAGUGAGUUUCGGGCGCUUUGUGCUUUUUGUAUCAGAUGGAAAACAUUAUGUUUCCACACUGCUGGAGGUGAUGGCCCAGGAUCCUUACCUGCAGGUGGAGAACAACACAGGUCUUGUAGUCCAGAGAGGUGGGAUCAUGACCCUGACCUCCACUAACCUCAGCGUUUUGAGCAACCUUGACAUCCGGGACUCACAGGAAGUGACAUUCGAGGUCUUCCUCCCACCUAAACAUGGUGUACUCUGCUUUAAUGAUGGAGAUUAUGACACUGUCACUGAAUCAGAUGCGAUUUCAGUAUUCACCCAGCGGGAUCUGGUGGCAGGGCACUUGGCGUAUCGUCACGAUGGUAGCGACAAAUUGUCAGAUGGGUUCAAUGUGACAGCAAGAGCAAGGGAGAGGAGCACAGUGAGUCACCUGGACAGAGGGAGGAGGGAAGUGCAUCUGGACAUUGGAGUUUCUGUAAAAAUUUACCUGCAGAGGCUGCCAAAGGUCAUAAGCAAUCAUCCAGUGGUUGUAGUGGAGGGACAUAAUGUCUCCAUAAGCAGGGAACAUUUAGAGGUGGUCCAUGAGGACAGCCAGCCAUCAGAAAUAGUUUUUACUGUUCAAAGUCCUCCCACCCUGGGCUUUCUUCAGAGGUCCUCCCCCAUCAACAAACAUCAGAAUAACAAUAGAGGAAAAGAGCCCCUCUAUCAGGACACCAAAGAGCAGCAGACAACAUCCUUCACUCAGAAAGACCUCAACCAGGGGUUGAUCCUUUACCAUCAGCAAUCGACAGGAAGCACUAGUGACCGUCUUUUGUUGGAGGCAACCAACGGUGUCACAAAGGUCGGCCCUAUCACACUGGAGAUCGAUAUCAUUCCUAUUCUGCUCCCUCUACAGGUAUCUAACUUGACACUUGAUGAGGGGUCAUCCCUUCUGCUGACCUCUGACAUCAUUAAGGUCGCCAGUCACCACUUCUCAGGCAUGAGCUUCCUGUAUCAAGUGGAACGGGAAUACAUCUCCUAUGUCCAUGAUGGCAGCGAUACACAGAGAGACAACUUCACCAUUGUGGCCAACCAGACAGAAAUCGCCAAACACAGUCAACCCUGCACUGUUCAUAUCAACAUCAUUCCCAUCAAUGAUGAGACUCCUGUCAUUACAGUAAACCAGGGUUUGAAGGUGUGGGUGGGCUCAGUAACAGAAAUAACCAUAGAUGAGCUUAGUGCAGAGGACCCUGACACCCCACCUGAGCAGCUGGAGUUCAUCAUCACCCCACCCAGCAAUGGCCACCUGGCUCUGAAGAGCGCCCCUUCCAGACACAUCUUGAACUUCACCCAAAAUCACAUCCAAAGUGGACAGCUGGUGUUUGUGCACAGUGGUACAUUGUCUGGUGGCUUUCACUUCCAGGUGAACGAUGGUGUUAACUUUACCCCUCGUCAGAUCUUCAGUACAACUGCCCGUUCUCUGAUCCUCACCCUGCAAAGAAACCAUCCACUGGAGGUCUACCCAGGCUCUGUGACACCAAUCUCUGAGCAGGAGCUUCAGGUUAUAACCAACAAUGUCAGUGAUAUCAGAAGAAACCACUCCGUGGUGUUUACAGUGAUUGCUCCUCCUAAACUUGGCCGCCUGGUCCAACGAACGCCUGACAACUCCAAUAGCAUUUCCAUGUUCACACAAAGCAUGGUGAAUGAUGGAGUUAUAUUGUAUGACCAGAACAAUUCAGAGUCAGUGGAAUGGUCGGCUGUGGAUUCUUUCACUUUCACUGUGUCCUCUCCUCCUGCUUUCCUUCCUCCACACACCUUCACUAUCUUAAUCUCCUAUGGGGCCAGCAAUCAUCACAGCAAUCCUCAUUUCACAACCAGGCUACUGAACAAUGCAGGUGCUACGGUGGCAGAGGGAGGCAGAGUGAAAAUCGACAGCUCUAGACUCAAUGCCUUCAAUCUCCUGGGUCAUGUUCCAGCGUUGUACCGAAAGGACCACUACGUUCUUUACCGUGUGAUUUCUCUACCUCGUCACGGGACUCUGUCUAUACAAGGACACAAUCUCACCAGAAACCAGCCAGAGUUUUCUCAAAUCACCCUCGACAAGUUCGGCAUCACAUACAUCCACGAUGACACAGGGACGACAAACGACAGCUUCACUUUCCAAGCCUGGGUGGCUCCUUUGGAUCUCUCCUCCCCUUCUUCCUCAUCAGCUUUUCUCUCUGAUUCCUCCUCCUUAUCCCCUCUCACUUCAGCCCUGGUGGUGUUGGAGACAUUCAACAUUACAGUGAUACCAGUCAACAACCAGCUGCCAUUCAUCAGGAGCAGACCCCCAAGUAUGAAGGUUGUGGUUGGAGAGAGAGUUGUACUUGGACCAGACAGUUUGCAGACUGAAGAUCAUGACACCCCUCCAGAAGAGCUGCAUUAUCUUGUGAUAAGUAAGCCCAACAAUGGUUACCUGACGCUGGGGGAGAGACCAGAGCCAGUGACCUCUUUCACCCAGUAUGACGUCAACCAUGGCCGGCUACACUUCAUACAACAGGGUGAGCCCUCAGCAGGAGUUUUCUAUUUCAAUGUAACUGACGGUCAUCACCAUCCAUUCUACAAACUGUUUAGUUUAGAGGUGAUCAAGCCCUCUGUAUCUAUAGUGAACAACACUGGCCUGUCGCUGGUUCAAGGCAGGACUGCUGUGGUCCUCACAACAAACCAGCUGGCAGCUCAAACCAAUGGUCACAGUCCAGCCAACAUCACCUACACAGUCCAUACACACCCUCAUCACGGACGCAUUGCUAUUAAUGACCAGGAGGUCACAACUUUCUGCCAGGAGGACCUGCAGUUUGGCCGGGUUGUCUAUCAUAUGACUGAUCUCAGUGAAUCAGAGGACAGCUUCCAAGUCUCAGCAUCAGCUUCCUCACCAGGUGUUGAGUAUGUAAAUGUAACGGCAGAGACAGUGAAGGUGACUGUGCAGCCUCUGAUUUACCUGAGGGAGCCGGUCAGAGUACCCAGUGGUGUUGCUGUGAAACUGGGGAAAGCCAUGAUUGAUGCUUCUGAGCUGGCAAGAAUCAGCCGAACUGACCCCGUGUUUGAGGUUCUCUCACCGCCAAAACAUGGAAAACUAGUUAAGAUGACCUAUGACCCUAACCGAGCAUCACAGGUUCUGAAGUCAUUUACAUUCAGAGAUGUGGUUCAAGGCCGAGUUGCCAUCGAGGAGACUCUCAGUACCAGCAAUGACCAGCUCCAUGAUAACAAAUCAGUGCUUGCAACAGCUCAAGGCCACACCCCCGCCAGACCACUCAAUGAUUCUUUCAUCUUCCUUCUGAAGGCUGGAAAUGUCCAACCAGCAAAGGGUGAGCUUCACUUCACCAUCUUACCACACCACCAGAUGCAUCAUGGUCCAAAUGCUUUGAAUAAAGCUGAUGGUGCAAGUCACCAGCACACUACAACUGAUCUGCCAACACAUAAUAGAACUACUACUGGAAGCAGGCGAAGGGGUUUUACAACGCACAAUGGAGUCCAACCAGGUUUGCAAUCCCACAUUUGGUCACAAAAGAACAACAACAGGACGCAACACAAGCUGAGGCCUCACAACCGCUGGGAGAACCACACACACAGUAGAGGACAUGGAGAAAGAUCAGGAAGCAGUGCAGAAGGAGUUGAAGGGGAUCACAGCCAUGCCUCACAACCCCACACCCCGUUUGUACUAAAAAAGCAUGAUCUGAUGAAUCCUCCAGACACAUCCCCAGUUCACUCUGAGGUCCACCUUCGGCCUGCCUCCGACCCCCUCCUCAUUAUCCUACCACUGCUGGCCUGUUUGUUCCUCAUCAUUAUUCUAGUGGUUUUAAUCCUGGUGUUCCGCCACCGCAAGGAGAAACAGGCCAGGCUGUGUCUCAUUCAGGAGCUUGCUGCAGUGUCAUCACCCACUGAGGGCAGCCCCUACCUGGGCCAGCCAGAGCGUAGCGUGGCUAUGCCCUCUGUGGUGGUCACUCCGCUUGGGCCUGCAAGCUGUCCAACCUCACCCAGGAUACCCAUAUGUCCCAGAAGGAGAAGUCUGGCCCCAGGGAUAACCUUUUGGGGGCCAUCUGAAGUAGAUGUAGCAUGUGGUGAUGGGAAUGUUAGAGGUGGUAACAGUAGUGGAGACAACGUAAAUUGUGGUAAUACACUACCAGCUGUCCCUACAGGAUUCAAGACCUCUGUAAGAUCUAGGUCCCUUACUCCGACUCUUAAAGACAACCAGUACUGGGUUUGAUGGAUUUUAAGUGAACAUAAACUAUGCUUUGGGUGAGUAUUUUUGGUGUGAAGGUUACAAAUGUCUGCUCUGUGGUCAUCUAAGGCACAUUUGGCCUUUUAUAAAAUUUGAAAAAAAAAGACAAAAAUACUGUUGCUAUAUAUUUUAAAUUUAGUGUUUCAUAUUGGAAUUGUUGCUGAACAAGCAAAAGGAACAGAGGCUGAUAUUUACUGCAUUUAUUACAAUGUAUGAAUUGUUAGUUAGCAUUAAUGUGAGUUUGCAGUGUAACUGGUACUGUAGGCAGCACCACUCAUAGCAGACUUGACGUGUUACUUCAUCAUAGUGUCUGUACAUGCAACUAAACAUGCUGGAAGCUUUCAAGUCUGUGCAUGCAAAGUGUUUUUUGUAACAUUCACCCCUUGUGCACAAGGACAGUUCACUGUUCAGCACUCUUCUUUUCCCUUUGUUAGAUGUUAUUACAGCUCAAGGCUGUGUCAUAUUACUGUUUCUGAUAGUUGAUAGAGUUUAACCAACUCAUAGUGAGAAAUUCUUGAGGCCUGCAUCUGUUUUCCAAUUCACUGUGAAAGACUUCUUUUUAAUAAAAAGUAUUUCUUCCAGACUUCUGUGUGUUCAACUGAAACACAUCUCCAGUUAAAAAAGUCAGCAUUUUAAGUUAGUGCUUGAAAGAUGUUUCCGAAUGUGUACUGAUACUUAGAACAUACUUUUCAUACAGUGAUCCUGAAUCAGUUCUUUGUGGUGUAAAGUUUAGGGGGCUUCUUUUUCUCUCUUGUAUAUAAAAUUUGUGUUCAACCAAGUUAUUCAUGUAUAUGUAAAUACUGAUUCUUUGACCAGCCUGACCAAUGGGCACCUCUGCUCUUAGUGUUAAAAGAGGAUAGAAUAACAGAAGAACUUUGUUGCAUGCAAUAAAAAUAAUGAUCUAAAAAACUAUUCAUUAGAAUUUUUAUGAGUAAAUAAAAAUGGGCUAUUUAAAAAUAAUAAAUACCACUGAAAUGAUUACUUAAACACAUUAAAGAGUCAAAUUAAGACUGGAAGAAGAAGAGAAUGAGGCAGGUCUAAAUAAUGAAGGGCCCGCAGCUGCAACCUGACCUGCACUCUGUGAACUCUGGUGUCAGAUAUCAGGCACUAGACCAAUGCUGCCUUCCCAGGAAAACAAAUGAUAACACACUUCUCUCUGGAAAAACUUAGCACACAAUAGAAUUUUGCUAAAAUUAUGUCACAUUUCCUGAGCAAUAUUUGACAAAGAGAAAUGGUGCAUGUAAAUAAAUGAUGCUAUUCUCCAUUACAGGCUGAUAUGAGACUAACAAUCAGACUCGAUUAGGAUGUUACUCCAACAGGAAAGACAUCUGUUUGGCACUGUCAUUUCAUUGGUCACACUGUGCUGUAUUUGAAUAUUGUAACUGAUUCAUGCUGUGCUAUUUUUAGCAAAACCUCAGGGUGAAAUUACUAAACUUAUUAAAAAAAGAAAAAAGAAAGAAAUCAGCUGUUGGAAAUUGCUGUAAUAGUUUGUGGUGGUGUUGUGUUGGUCUGUAUUUUAAUUUCACUGCAUCUGAAGGGACAUUUUAUAUUCAGGAUAUGUGCACCUCUGAAAAAAAUAUCCUGAAUAUUAACAAAAUUUUCAUAUUCAUCAAAACACCAGCUGAAAAACACAAUACGGGUCAAGUGAAACUAUAAGUUACAUUUUGAAAAAAGAAAAAACAGUCAACACUAAAGAAACUAACUGAAUUAAAUUCUACUUUCACUUAUCUACCAUUGUGUUACAUUAAAAAAGUGUUAAGACACAGUUUCAUCCAGGUGGAUUACCGUAAGCAUUUCUGGAGGAAAAAGUGUUUCAUUAUAAACCAAGUAAAGUAAAUGCUAAACACCUGAAAUUGUAUUUACCAAGAAUACUUUACUUUACCAAAUAAAACCGACGGCACUAAACACAACACUAUAAUACAUUUGAUGUAUUACCUUACUAUCAGAGUUGUCUGUGGUAGAUUUGGUUUAUACAUGUAUUUCUUUCAGGGUGUGUGAUAAGUGCUCAUCUGGCAACCUUCACAGAGUACAUUCUGGAUUUGCUCUGUCAGUCGGACUGAUUACAUUAUAGACAACUCAGUACAGAGGAAUGUGAAAAACAACUGUAAACCAGUACAGGGUGUUAAAUGGUAAAUGGUCUUACACUUGUACAGCGCUUUUCUAUGAAUUACAGCACACUCAAAGCGC